Molecule: messenger RNA, 1586 nt
Organism: Uranotaenia lowii
Lineage: Eukaryota; Metazoa; Arthropoda; Insecta; Diptera; Culicidae
Gene: IP3K1
Product: inositol-trisphosphate 3-kinase A
Exons: 1
Coding region: 151-915 (254 amino acids)
Biological process (GO): inositol phosphate biosynthetic process
Cellular component (GO): nucleus; cytoplasm
Molecular function (GO): inositol-1,4,5-trisphosphate 3-kinase activity; inositol tetrakisphosphate kinase activity
Source: RefSeq, a predicted model, not a curated record
GAAACUAUGCAAUCUUUUUAUACGAUCAAUACUCGAGCUUAAACGGAUGAGAAGAUAUUUUAAAAUUUAAUAUUCGUAUUAUUCUCAUUCUAAUUUUCUCUUUUCCCUUGCAGUAUUGCGCCGCUGGCCAACGGAAUCGUGCGAAAGCGAAUGGCGGGCCCGAACGAUGCCGAAGUUCAAGCGUAUCGGCUGCUGUCCUGUGAUUCCCAUGCUGCUAAAGUGGUGCCCAAGUUCCUGGGGGUGCACCAGAUCGAUGGAGAGCACUUUAUCGAGCUGCAAGAUCUGCUGCACGGUUUUCAGGAUCCGAACGUGAUGGACAUCAAGAUGGGUUUCCGAACAUUUUGCGAGAACGAAGUGACGAAUACCACCCUCCGGGAAGAUCUGUACCGCAAAAUGGUGGCCGUGGAUCCCAGUGCCCUGACGGAGGAAGAAAAUGAAAGGAAAGCCAUCACCAAAUUGCGUUAUAUGUUGUUCCGGGAAAAUAUGUCCUCAUCGCAGGAGAAGGGUUUUCGGAUAGAGGCGCUCAAAAAGCGGGGCUGUGAGCCAGUGACGGAUAUGAAAACUGUAAAAUCCGGACAGGCCAUCCAGCACACCAUUCGAGGGUUCGUUAACGAGCGGAGGAAUGUGGCCAAGGACAUUCUGAAGCGGUUGAAGCAAAUGCGAUCGAACAUUGAGAAGUCGGAAUUCUUCCAGCGCCAUCAAGUGGUUGGAAGCAGCAUUUUUAUCGUUUACGACGACCAAAAAGUUGGUGUGUGGUUGAUUGAUUUUGCCAAAUCGCUCCCGUUACCAGAAGGCGUCAAAAUAGACCAUCGAAGGCGUUGGGUACUGGGAAACUGCGAAGAAGGAUUGCUUUUUGGUUUCGACGAGCUGAUACGAACCAUGGAAGACACCUGUCGGUCUCUGCAACGUCGAUGAUACUGCGACCAAUUUGAAAAAAGGAACAUCUUAAAACUAGUCAAUUGUCGUGUCAACUGGGGGAAAAAUCGAAUAUUCGAAACCACUACAAGACUGACUUUAUUGGCUGCAGCCAAUAAUGCUUUACUAGAUGCUAAAAAACAAGCGAUUGUUCUAGUUAGUGAAAAGUGUAAAUAAUAAGCCGAAUUCAAACAAGGAUAUCUCACUUAAAAUCUAACACGAAUAUUUACUUAAUGCUUCCAUGCAAAACAUUGCUGGACAAAUUUUCCAUAUUGGAAAAUAGGCUAACAAAAUUAGUGACACUUCAAGUGCAGGGUUUAAGUAAAUAGUUUUAAUAGCGAAAAAGCUUCUCAAGCAACUCGGAACGUGCAGGGCAGGUCAGAUAUUUGUGAUAAAGUGCGCCGAUCUAGAUAAUCAGAUAAAAUUUUGUUAUGCACAUCAAGAUAUUUUCUUCGACCAUUAAACAACAAAAAACACACCAAACGCAAAAUAAGCAGGAAUUUGUGAAGACUUGUCGAAAAUGGUGUACAGUUAUCUCAAAUCAAACGAAAUCUUGUAGUAAAUAAUUGUGUAAAAUCUUAAUAUUUGUUAUUUAUAUGCAUGAAUACAGCAAUUAGUUCGUAAGGCUAUCUACAACCGAAUGUUGUGAAAAAUAAAAUAAAAGUUAUUCA